Prionailurus viverrinus (fishing cat) is the source of this 441-nucleotide messenger RNA. RefSeq names its product lipocalin 8 (gene LCN8). Gene Ontology annotation, molecular function: small molecule binding. NCBI's taxonomy places the organism in Eukaryota, Metazoa, Chordata, Mammalia, Carnivora, Felidae. Bases 1 to 441 code for a protein of 146 amino acids. The record is from RefSeq and is a predicted model, not a curated record. The transcript is spliced from 5 exons.
AUGGACGCGGGGCCGCUGAGUGUCAUCCUGGGCACUGUCCUAGUGCGGGUGGAGACGUCCACGCAGGACCUCAAUCUACACAAGGUGGCUCUUCUGUCUUACGUGGACAGCUCAGGAAGUUGUGAGACAGAAAACAUAGUGGGCUCAGAAACCGAUGUUUUGGGGAGAUCCUGCUUCCCAGGCCACAGGGAGACCCACGUGAUAGACACGGACUAUGAGCAGGACGCCCUUCGGAGGGUGUCCCUGCACUGGCAGGGCCAGGAUUUCCACGUGCUCAAAUACUUUACUCGGAGCCUCGAGGACGAAUACAGACCCGGCUUCUGGAGGUUCCGGGAGCUGACAGCUGAUGUAGGGCUGUACCUGGUGGCCCUGCACGGGAGGUGUGCCAAGCUCCUGAAGGAGGUGAGCCUCGCCCCCCGCUGCGCCGAGCCCCCAGGCUGA